Messenger RNA from Dendroctonus ponderosae (mountain pine beetle), 984 nucleotides. RefSeq names its product m-AAA protease-interacting protein 1, mitochondrial. Gene Ontology annotation, biological process: protein insertion into mitochondrial inner membrane from matrix; inner mitochondrial membrane organization. NCBI's taxonomy places the organism in Eukaryota, Metazoa, Arthropoda, Insecta, Coleoptera, Curculionidae. The transcript has 3 exons. The record is from RefSeq and is a predicted model, not a curated record. Bases 33 to 803 code for a protein of 256 amino acids. Gene Ontology annotation, molecular function: ribosome binding. Gene Ontology annotation, cellular component: mitochondrial inner membrane.
AUGUCGCAGAGGUGUCAUUAAUGUUUUGAAAAAUGAAUCUUAACCUAAUAAAACGAAUUGCCCAAAAUUCAAAAAAAUGCGAAAAACUCCUAAAGCCGUUAUCGCAGGACAGAUUGCACAGCACCCAAAGUGGCUUGCUAGCGAGAUGGCCGGAACAAAUGGGCGUUUUUUCUGGGCAUAGCACACGGUUCUACUGCCAGGACAGUGGCCCCCCGGCUCCGUCUUGCAAAUUGCCCCCCUUAAUGGACUUUCCUAACAUUGCGUGGCCUUCGGUUUUCAAGUCAUUGAAGAACCUAAUUUUUACCACCUUAAUAAUAAAACCCUAUAUGGAUGCCGAGUUCAGUUUGCCAGAAUUUGUCCAGGGCUCCAAGAAGGCUGUUGAGGUCAUAUCCCAUAGAAUAUCCGAAUGCCAAGACUUGGAUGGUUUAGUCACUGAAGAAAUUGCCCCAGCCUUGAAGGGCACAGUGUCUCAAAUGUCUGUGGAGCAAAGGGAGUUAUUACCGAUCGUAGUGGACGAUAUCUAUUUCACCUUCCCCUAUCAGAUCGGCAUUAUCUUCAAUCAGGAAAACCCCGAGGUGCAAAAACGCUUCGUAGAAAUCACAAUGGUCUACCACGUGUUGAAAGGGCUGGCGGAAAUGCGAUUGAGAGGCGAGGAGCCUCCAAUGAACCUCGGCCUGUUGCCCCAAUAUCAGGGAAAAAUUUCGAUUUGCAAUUAUCGAUUUAUCAAGGAAUUCACAAAGGGUGUGGAAAGCGAUUGGACUGUGAAUCUACUCAACCAUUUCCGGCCUAUAGAUGAAGAGUAGGAACUCUUCACGUUAGCUUUAAGGCAAACCCACACGAACUUUUCAAGCAGAUGGUUAACGAAUUAUAGCGCGUAAAGUAAAGGAUGGUUUGUUUCUAUUUGCAGGUAGCGAUGGGAUUAAUGGGAUUGGUUUGGUCAAAUCGGGCGCUUUGAGAUCAAUAAAUAGUUGCUUUAAAAUCGGA